GAAUACAAGAAAGCUAGGCAUAUUGUUGUUUGGGAUUUGUCUCCAUCGUGGGUGGAAAAUUGGCCAUGUGAAGCAAUGUACAGAUUAGAUGAUGUAUCAUUUAACCUGUCUGAGAACAUCAACAGAUUCCCAAAUGACUUGGAGCAGAACACAAAGCAACGAGCAAGACUUCCCUUGGUCAAGUGCUCUAUUACGGUGUCUUCAGACUUGAUUUUUGAGCUAAGUCGCCGA
Molecule: messenger RNA, 231 nt
Organism: Sphenostylis stenocarpa
Lineage: Eukaryota; Viridiplantae; Streptophyta; Magnoliopsida; Fabales; Fabaceae
Source: the annotation of a GenBank genome assembly